Messenger RNA from Botrytis byssoidea, 363 nucleotides. RefSeq lists its product as uncharacterized. Lineage: Eukaryota; Fungi; Ascomycota; Leotiomycetes; Helotiales; Sclerotiniaceae. The transcript has a single exon. The coding region runs from base 1 to 363 and encodes 120 amino acids. The record is from RefSeq and is a predicted model, not a curated record.
AUGGAGCCAGCACCAUACGAUGGGUCUGUUGUUGGAAAAAGGGGCGAUAUCACCGAGAUAGGCGAGCAAGCUCUGCAUGAAUAUGCCGUCAAACGUGGAGAUCUCUUGAUAACACGUAUUCUCAUCGACUCUGGCGUUUCUCCCUGUGACAACCCCAAGAAAAGCCACCAACCAGUGCUCAUAGCAAAACGUCAUGGAUGGCAGCAUAUUGUGGAUUUCUUGAUCAGUGCGGGGGCUGACGAUAUCAAUCCUUUUGAUACAGAUAAGUACCCCAUCGACUCGCACAAUUUCAGAGAUGGCUAUUAUCCUUUGAAGCAAAUCAAGACACCGCGGCAACUAUGGCACAUACAAGGCAAAUAUUGA